AUGGCCACCACCAUGAACCCCGUCGACCUCUACAGCGAUCCUGCCCUUGACGGUAUCAUCGACACAUCAAAGCCCGCUCGCCGCUCGUCACAUAAUCGGCGUGCCAGCGGACAGGUGUUUGAUAGCAACACCAUGCCCCAUGCGCCAGAAGUCCCUCGUGGACCGCCCAUCUCCUAUCGCGGUGCACCCGUCGAUCCAGCAGUACCUCAAAGAAGCUUCUCGCAGCGAGCUAAAGGCAGACCGUUUGCCAAAGAAGCCUUCGAGGUUGAAAACCAGUCUCCUUCACCGGUCGCCGAGCCUGCGCCUGUUCCGCGACCAAGUCGACAUCAGGCUCCCCCCAUCGCUGCUGCACAGCCCCCAGAGCGAACCCAGCGAGGCACCGAGUCUAUGCCGACAAAAACACAUCGUCCCCUACAAGACAACCCGCCAUCCUCGAGUCCGGUAAAAGAGAAGUUACGCGUGGACACCAAUAUUCCCAGUCAAGAGAACACUAGGCCGAAGAGACAAGCAGCGCAACCCGGCGAUACGAUGCCUUCGGCGCGAUCCCAGCCGAUUGAGCAACAACCACGACGGGCAUCGGCUGCUACCCGCAGUCAACAACCACAGCUGCAAGGGCCGUCACAGGUUCCUCUGUCUGCUAUGAGCAGAUCCAGCGCUCGCGUGGCAGCAGAUGGCAGCCGAGACUGGGCUCCUGAUCGCUCGCCUUUGCAGAAGCUGGAAGUGACGCUGAACGAUAUGAGCAAGGAAGAGAAGCGCGCAAGGGUCCAAGAGGCGGAGAUGAAUCUUCGGGAACAAAAAGCGCGGCGCGCCAUGCAAGAAGCUGGCAUUGAUCGAGAUGAGCCUCUCGUGGGUAUUGAGAUGCCCAAGGGAAGUAGAGCACCACGUACAAGAGAACCAGAAACCGCCGCUGCGGAGCCGAACCUCGAGGAUGCUGGGCUUGUGAGGAACCUGAGCAAGACGCACAGAGACCGCUUACAGCACAGCACGAUAAUUGACAAUCAUCGGCCCGACGUGAGAAUGUUGUCAGGAGAGGGAAAGCGAGGAUUCGACUAUUCGCCUUCUCAACCCGAACCAGAGCCCGUUUCGUAUCCUCGAACGAAUCAAGCAUCAGCGGAGCCUCGACGGGUAUCCUUAGGUCGAACUCCUGGACACUCGCGUACGGCAUCAACCCAGCAAUCUCAGGGACAGCCUCGGGGGCAUCCCCGAGUCGCAGCUGACGACGAGACGAUAUCGCCAAAUGUCUCUGACCGCUCUCCUGGAUUGGCUGAAUGGGAGCGCAAUGCUUCACACAAAGCCGCCCUGGCGAAGCUGACAGGUACUGCACCUGACGCUGCUGCAGUCAGAACUGGGUCACGGAAACUGCAGAAAGCUCCACCUCUAGACAUCCACCCAACAAAGAUGCGAAAGCAGGAGACCGUGGCCGAACAUGAACCUACAACCCAGUCACGAGUUAAGUCUGACGCGCCCUCGUCUGCAAGAGAUGUUUCCCAACAGUCGGUGCCUCAGGCACUGACUCCUCCGCCGCGGAUACGAGAUCCGAAUGGCGUGGGAGCUGGCUCGCCUGCAUUCAGUAGCCCAAUGUCCUCUAGAUUGCGGGAAGGCGUGGGCAAGCGAACAAGCAAGUCGAGCGUGACAUUCAAGGAGCCGAUCAGUAAGCGACCAGUCGAUGAGUGGAAAGAGGCGAAGACAGUACGGCUGAGUAUGGUUGACUUUAAAUAUAACGAACCGGCAGGAGCACAAGUCGAGCAAGCGGAGAAGGGGAAGGCUUGGUGGGAAGAGCACAACAGUACCACACGCCGCCGGAGAAGGUCAUCUGCUGCUGCAGCUGCGGCCGCGGCCACCAACGUUCGGCAGGGCGAUGCAAUCGAUGAUGCUCGCGCCGAGUUUAAGCCCAGGCUGUUCGUCCGCUGCGGCCCUCUAUUGCGUUACCUGGGUCUGAAGAGCAUUAAGGACGAAGGUGGCAAGACGAUUGGCGAAGUCUGGCGCGGUAGUAUCAUGAUUGUGACGCAAGACAGCCACUCUGACUACUCGAGUCCGCCCACGUUGAGGUUGUUUGGUAAGCCAAAGAGCUUGCUGCCCCCACCGCCCGAGCAAGUAGUCGGAGAAGAGUUGGCAUCAGAGUACAUCGACCCUCUAGCUGGCCUCACGAAGAUGUCCCGGAUAGGCAGAGCGUUGUAUGUUCGGCCGGUCGAUCACCUGGUGGAAGAGAAGGAUCUCUCACAACUCGAGAAUGACGAAGGUCUGUUCGAGGCUUCUCCCAGUCUCCUUGACUCAAAUGGCCAUGCGGGCAAGACCACCGCAGCCAGCAACAACAGAAACCUGGAUCAAGACGGCGAGGCGGUGGGGAAAUACCAGGAGGUUCAAGCCGCUCGCCUCUACGCUGAUCCUGAUCGGGACGUCACGUUUUGGCGCUUCAACAUUGAAGUCGAGCUCGGCGAAACUGGCCAACAUAUUGCCUACCGAAUCAGUCGAGGCGCUAGCUCCGGAUUCUGGGUACCUGCCCGAGGAACAUCGAUGAACAUCAUGUUUCACAGCUGCAAUGGUUUCAGUCUGUCGGUCAACCCAGAUCAGUUCUCCGGUCCAGACCCUCUCUGGCGUGAUGUUCUCAACGUCCAUCAGACACGCCCAUUCCAUGUCAUGAUCGGCGGCGGUGACCAGAUCUAUAAUGACCGUGUUACUACCGAGACUCGGCUGUUUAGUGAUUGGCUCAAGAUUCGCAAUCCUCAACACAAGCACAACGCGCCUUUUACCAAAGAUAUGCAGGAAGAGCUCGAAAGCUUCUACCUCAACCGAUACUGCAUGUGGUUCUCUCAGGGUCUAUUCGGCAUGGCCAGCAGCCAAAUCCCGAUGGUCAAUAUCUGGGACGAUCACGACAUUAUUGAUGGCUUUGGCUCGUAUCCGGACCACUUCAUGAAGACGCCGGUCUUCUCGGGCUUGGGCAACGUCGCUUUCAAGUACUACAUGCUCUUUCAGCACCAGAGUGUUCCUGAAGAGACGGCAGCGCACGAGCCUAGCUGGGUGCUAGGCCACGAACACGGCCCAUACAUCAACCAAUUGAGCCGAAGCGUAUUCAUGCAGCUAGGUAAACAAAUUGCUUUUCUCGGCAUCGAUUGCCGAACAGAGAGGAUGAGAGACGAAAUUCUGAGUAUUCGCACGUUCGAUAAUCUACUCGAGCGAUGCCGAUCAGAGAUCGUCGAGGGGGAAACGAAGCAUUUGCUUGUCUUGCUGGGUGUACCUAUUGCGUACCCACGACUGGUAUGGCUCGAAAAUGUGCUUACUAGCCGUGCGAUGGAUCCCAUCAAGGCGCUCAAUCGCAUGGGCGUGAUGAAGACCGGCUUUUUGAACAAGUUUGACGGCGGCGUUGAGAUCCUGGAUGACCUUGAUGAUCAUUGGACCGCUAGUCACCACAAGAGCGAGCGUAACGACCUCAUCACAGAUCUCCAGGACCUCGCUGCCGAGAAGUCUGUUCGAAUUACGAUUCUCGGUGGCGAUGUGCAUCUUGCUGCGGUCGGCCAGUUCAGGUCGAACCCAAAGCUCAAGAUUCCGAAAGACCACGACCACCGGUACAUGCCGAAUGUCAUCUCUUCAGCUAUUGUCAAUACGCCUCCUCCAGACAUCAUGGCCGAUAUCAUCAAUAAGCGCAACAAAACCCAUACAAUGGACAAGUAUACCGAAGAAGACAUGAUUCCCAUGUUCACGCAUGACGUCGACCGAAAGAAGCGCAACAACGUGCAUUUACUACCUCGCCGCAACUGGUGCUCUAUCAAAGAGUAUGUGCCGGGAUCAACCCCACCACCAACGCCGCCUCGGAGUUUGACUCCCUCGAUCGACUCGAACGAGGAUGAAGUUGACGAUCUGUCCCUUGAUCCCGACUGUGAGCCACCAAAACGUCGCUUCUCCUUCACCAAAGAACCAGCCAACCUCAUCCGCAGGCUGAGCACCAAGCGCGCCCCUCCCUCUGCGUAUCCUCAGAAUGAAGCGCCGCCACAGUCCGCCUCCUUUAAUGGCGUUGACACUACCAAAAAAGGGUUCUUUGGCCGCAGCUUCAGCCUCUCUUCCCGUCGCGCAUCGUCUGCUUCGCCCGAUGGUCGGCCGCGCGCCGCCUCCCUGGAUCGAGGGCAGCCAGACUCCUCAGGUAAUCUGCCACGUGCCCGUCCUGGCAUUCUGCGGCGGCCUACGAACUUCUCAGAGAAGGCUGCUCGUAAGGGUAAUGUCCCUGCCAUCGAUGCCGAAGGCAACGAAAUCGACGUCAAUGACACUAUCGAUCUACAAGGAGGCCUUGACGUGGUCUUGAACGUUGAGGUUAAUCAAAAGGAUCCUGCGGGUAUUACGACGCCCUACCGCCUGCUUGUUCCUGCGCUCUGGUACGAUGGUUCGUCAGAUCGAGAGAAGCUUCCUAACACGCCGAUCAUGGAGAAGAAAGGUCCGUUGCUAGGCCGCAUGUUCAGCAGCCGCAAGGGAAACAGGAACACAAAUAAAGCCCCAGCUAGCCAAGGUCAAGGAAACUGGGGCCAAGAGGUCAGCGAUAGCGAGAGCUACAGUGGCGAAGAGCCCAUGGCAGCCGGAAAGCAGCAGCCCCCCAGACGACGAUUUAGCCUCUUCGGAAACCGGCGCCAGAAGCAGGAGGAGCUUUAUUCCAGCGACGAGGACUCUGACUUGGAUGGGCCCAAAGCCGCUGGUGCAGCGGCUGCAGCCGGUGCCAUACGCCAGGCUCAGACCUCAGCCGGCUUCAAUCAGCCCCCAGCCCCUCAGAAUUCGCAGCAGGCCCAGCAGCAGAUGCCGCAACGACAUACUUCAGCGCCAAACGCCAGCACUGCGCCGCGGGGCCAGGGCGCAUACGAUCCCAAUCGUUUCAUUCAGCCCAAUACACCCGGAACGUCCCAACCAGGACAGCGACGCAUGCAGAUGCCCGAAACUCAUGACCCGCUCUACGAUGUGACAAACCAGCCGCCCGCUUAUCAUACUAGUCGCAUGCCUGUACGAUCUCCCAACAGCGCAGGAGUCCAGCAGACACAGAUGCAGCCAGGAGGCCUGCUGCCCUCGCAACAACAUAACCAGCAAUACGCCCAGCCCGUGUCAAGCGCGCCCAAGCGGCACCUAACGAUUGGUGGACGUCAACGGCCGGCUUCGACCUCUUCACCCUCUCAGCCCCCAAUGCAGUCACAGCUAGCGACGCAAGCUCUGCAGCACAACUUGCAGCAGCAUCACUCCCACGUGCCCAAGCACCAUACACAGCACCACGACCGGGCGACCCAAGCGCAGAACCGCGCCGCGCUCCGCCCGGACCCGCACGGCCGCAGUGCCAGCGACAGUUACCCGAUUCAGAGCCCGAGCACCGACAUCUCCAGCGAGACUGAGAGCGACGAGGCUGGCCAAGGGCGGUAUGAGGCCACGUACCCGCAGCCGCCGCAGCGUAGGCAUUUGAGUAAGCAGGAGAGGAUCUUGGGGAUUGGGGAAGAUGACGCGGGAUUGCCGCAGCAGGGAGCGUUGAGAGGUAAUGGUAUCAUUGGGAAGGGGUAUCGUCCACCACAACAGGACGAUGAUGGGGGCCGGCAGUCGGCCGGGUAUUCGGGCAUUGAUGCGUGGAGGGAUCCGAGCAAGCCGAAGAGGGGGUUCAGCUUUAGGGGCAUGCGGGACUGGUUGGAUGGUAGGGGAGGUGACAGGGAGAGGGAGAGGGAUUAUGACUAG
Molecule: messenger RNA, 5688 nt
Organism: Cyphellophora europaea CBS 101466
Lineage: Eukaryota; Fungi; Ascomycota; Eurotiomycetes; Chaetothyriales; Cyphellophoraceae
Exons: 1
Coding region: 1-5688 (1895 amino acids)
Cellular component (GO): membrane
Source: RefSeq, a predicted model, not a curated record